UCUUCUGCUGUUCUUAUCAUCAUUGCAGAAGCAUUGUAACUCAUGUAACAUGGAAUUUCAGACUACUGCGGCCGGUUUGAAACCAGGAAUGUUUUCCUGGUUUCCUAGAGAAAAGUUGCUUUUCAUUUUUUUUUUCUUUUCUAGUCUUAACAUUGUAAAAAUAACAUAAGUAGCACAAAUAACUACCACUUGACCCACUGUAGCCAUUUAUAGGGAUACAAUCUGCUGGAAAUAAAAAGAGUACGCAGACAUUAAAAUGGUCUGAAUAGACAUGUGACCUACCCCACAUCUCACCUAUUGACUGCUGGAAAACACCAAUUUCUUUUUUGCAGAAAUGCAAAGGUGACAAUGUAACAAUAACAACCUAAAUUUCAAGAAAGGAGGAAUAGGAGUCCAAUACAGUAUCAGAUUCUCCAUCAAUUUAAAUGCCCGUUGUUUUUUAUUUGAUCAACCCUGAAAAAAACAAAAAACAAAAAAAAGCCAAAUGCAAAGAUGUUGACAGCUAUAUGUUUGCUUAACGCUGAGGUUUUGAAGGAGGAAUGAUGCAGACCAGGAACAAGGAAGGACAAAAUCAAUUCUUUGUCUAAGUUAUGGCAAGAUUCCUAACAUGAAAUGACACGCCCAAAACGUAUAAAAAGAUAGAUGCUGACUGUAUGUGUCAGCCUCUUCUUGCAGCAGCUGGAAGUCCAACUUGGAUGCAGAAGGACAACUGUGGGGUUUAGGCUUAGCUUCAUUACAGGGAUGAAUAAGUUUCUCUGCCUAUUGGCUGUUGGUCUAACCCUUGGCUUGCAAUGCCAAGUGGAUGCCAAACGCCAUUUGAGCUACAGUUUCAUUGAAAAAUGUGUGAAUAAUGCUAAAGCCAACGUGGACGCAGCCUAUACAUACUCCCGUCAAGAGAGCGUUGACCGGGUGAAGAGAAACGCAAGCCCUGCCGAUGUCCUGAGACUUCUGAAGCAGCCCAGCGGACCGUCCAGAGAGGCGGUGCGUGCUGCUGAUUACAUGGACAACACUCUGCAUCUGAUCAAGAGGGCUCUGGCAAAACGUCAGAAACGCUCCAUCAAUGCCACAGACCUGAUCUCUGCAGAGGAUUUGACAACGAUUGCCAGACUCACAGGCUGCUCUGCUCAAGUCAGAAUUAUUAAAUGCCUGGAUAUUCCCAAUCUCUACAAGUAUCGCACAGCAAACAACACCUGCAACAACAUUGAAAACCCUCGCUGGGGUGCCUCCAACAUCCCGUUCCUCCGCUGGCUGCCCGCUGAAUACGAAGAUAAAAUCAGUACUCCUAAAGGCUGGACCCCGAACCUGAAAAUCAACAAUCGCCUUCUUCCCUUGGUGAGAAAAGUGUCGAAUCGUAUCUUGUCAACAGCUAAUUCCGAUGUGGACAGUGACCCCCUCUACACCUACCUGCUCACAAUCUUUGGCCAGUGGACUGACCACGACCUCACUUUAACCCCUAACUCUCCUUCCAUCAGGUCAUUUAAUGAUGGCAUUAAUUGUACGGAGACCUGCACCAACACAGAGCCAUGCUUCCCAAUUGAAUUCCCCUCCGAUGACCUCCGCGUUAGGGAUAACUCUGAGAAGUGCAUGAGCUUCACCCGCUCUGCACCAGCUUGUGGUUCUGGGAACUCUGGAUACAUCUUCGGAUCCCCCACUGUUCGCCAGCAGAUGAACACCCUGACAGCCUUCAUCGAUGUGGGUCAGGUCUAUGGUUCCGACCAUUCCAGAGCUAGUCUGCUCCGGAACUUCAGUACAGAUGGCCUGUUGAAGGUCAAUGAAGAGCAUAAAGACAACGGCCGUGACCUCCUGCCAUUUACCACGGGGUUCAACUUCUGUGCCACAAGGCAACGUAUAACCAAGGAUACCAGUGCUGAGGAGGUGCAGUGCUUUUUGGCUGGUGACGGCCGUGUCAAUGAAAACCCCGCACUGGCUUCCCUGCACACUCUGUUGAUGAGAGAGCACAACCGUCUGGCCCACGCCCUCGCUUCGCUCAAUCCACAGUGGAACGGAGAGAAGCUUUACCAAGAAGCCCGCAAGAUUAUGGGUGGAUACUUCCAGGUUAUUACUUAUAGGGACUGGCUCCCCCACAUUGUUGGACCAGAGGCCAUGUCGAGGCAGUUGUCCACCUACCCCGGUUAUAAUAAGAGCAUAGAUCCCAGCAUAGCCAAUGUGUUCGCCUCAGCUGCCUACCGAUUCGCUCAUCUGAUGGUUCAGCCCUUCAUCUUCCGCCUUGAUGAGAAUUACGAGGAACACCCGCAGUAUCCCACCGAGCUGCUGCACAGAACCAUGUUUGCUCCUUGGAGGAUAGUCUUUGAAGGUGGCCUGGAUCCAAUCUUGAGAGGGUUGGUAGGUCGUCAGGCUAAGUUGAAAACACAGAAUAAAAUGAUGACUGAGGAGCUGAGGGACAGACUGUUUAAAUUCUCUGUAAAACUGGCGCUGGAUCUGGGAUCUCUAAACAUGCAGAGAGGAAGAGACCAUGCACUCCCUGGCUACAACAAAUGGCGAAAGUUCUGUGGCCUGUCACAGCCAAAGACUCUGAAUGAGUUGGCUAAGGUGAUGAACAGCACAGAUUUGGCCAAAGGACUUCUGGAUCUUUAUGGUACACCUGACAACAUUGAUCCAUGGCUGGGAGGAGUGGCUGAGCCAUUUAUCCGUGGAGGAAGAGUGGGACCCUUGUUUGCCUGCCUGAUUUCCACUCAGUUUCAGAAAAUCCGUGAGGGAGAUCGGUUUUGGUGGGAGAACGAUGGUGUCUUCACAGAUGCUCAAAGGCUGGCUAUUAAGGACACAUCUCUGGCCCGAAUCAUUUGUGAUAACACUGGGAUAACUGAGGUUCCUCUAAAGCCCUUCCAGUACCGACCUCGAGGCUCUGGAUACACCCAGUGUAACGACAUCCCUCCAUUUGACCUCAGUCCAUGGAGAGAGGGUGCUACAGGUCCAGAAGAUCCAAAACCAACAGGUCGACCUGGACCCCCUGGACCACCAGGUCCACCAGGACCUCCAGGACCCCCCGGCACAGUGGAGAAUGUUGCCUUCUCUGUGCGCCUGGGUGACAACAUUCCCAAAUGUGGCACCCCCAUCCCCUUCCAUGAUGUAAUCUAUAAUGGACAGAACAGCUACGACCCCGAAACCGGCUUUUUCACCUGCAAGCACCCAGGUGUCUAUGAGUUUGAGUUCCACUGCGCCAUCUAUGAGAGCGCAGCCAGCCUGGAUCUGCUCCGUAACGGAGAUCUGGUUCUGCACUCAUUCACCACCCGCCAGAGUGGCUACAUCACAGCCAGCGGCAGCAUCUUCAUCAAGCUGAAGGAGGGAGACAGGGUGUGGCUGGUGGCUAACAGUGGUGGCAACGGACUCACUAGAGAUAGCUACUUCUCUGGUCAUCUGCUGUUCACUGAGUAGGACGGUGUUAAAGUGCUCGUCCAAUUGCAAAUUUAAAGCAGUUAAAAUCAAAACUUAAAAACUGAGUGCAUUCAAAGAUUAACAAUGCGUUUUUCGUGAUCAAAAUAUGUAAGGUGAAUAAAAUGUGUGUUGCUACUUUAUGUGUACAUUAAUAAACUGUGAUCUCUUGUG
Molecule: messenger RNA, 3564 nt
Organism: Girardinichthys multiradiatus
Lineage: Eukaryota; Metazoa; Chordata; Actinopteri; Cyprinodontiformes; Goodeidae
Product: eosinophil peroxidase-like
Exons: 16
Coding region: 643-3393 (916 amino acids)
Biological process (GO): response to oxidative stress
Molecular function (GO): protein binding; peroxidase activity; heme binding
Source: RefSeq, a predicted model, not a curated record